GCGCAGGCUGUCGCUCCGCGGAGCGCGCGCUCCUCCAGCACCCGCGAACAUGUCCUCGGCUCUGCCCUCCUCCAAAGCCUUCUACAUCGGGAUGGAGGUGGUGAUCGCCGUGUCGUCGGUCAUCGGUAACGUGAUGGUGGUGUGGGCCGUGCGGAUUAACCGCGCUCUCAGAGACACCACGUUUUGUUUCAUCGUGUCCCUGGCCUUGGCUGACAUUGCGGUUGGGGCUCUUGUCAUCCCCCUCGCCAUAACCAUCAGCAUCGGACUCCAGACGCACUUUUACAGCUGCCUGCUGGUCGCCUGCACCGUGCUCGUCCUCACGCAAAGUUCCAUCCUGGCGCUCCUGGCCAUCGCCAUCGACCGCUAUCUGAGAGUCAAAAUACCCAUGAGCUACAAGCGGGUGGUGACUCCCAGACGAGCUGGCACGGCCGUGUUACUGUGUUGGCUGGUGUCCAUCAUAGUUGGGCUCACGCCCAUGUUGGGUUGGAAUAACCUCCAGGUUCUCCGUGACAAUAAAUCCCUGCUCAGCGAUGAGCUCUUGGUGACCUGUGAGUUUGAGACGGUCAUCAGCAUGGACUACAUGGUCUACUUCAACUUCUUUGGCUGGGUGCUGCCCCCUCUGCUCCUCAUGCUGGCCAUCUAUGUGGAGAUUUUCUACAUGAUCCACAAGCAGCUCAACAAGAAGGUGUCGGCCAGCCACACGGACCCCAGCCGUUACUAUGGCAAGGAGCUGAAGUUAGCCAAGUCGCUGGCCCUUGUUCUUUUCCUCUUUGCAGUCAGCUGGCUCCCUCUCCACAUCCUCAACUGCAUCACCCUCUUUUGCCCCGCCUACGAAAAGCCAAUGUUCCUCAUUUACAUCGCCAUCCUCCUCACCCACGGAAACUCGGCCGUCAACCCCAUCGUGUACGCUUUCCGCAUCAAGAAAUUCCGCACGGCGUUUCGUAAAAUAUGGAAACUGUAUGUGCUUUGUCAGGAUCCCGUCGGUCGGCUCCCUCAAAGAGGGAGCCAGAGAGGACAGAGUCAUGAGAGGAGGCUGAAGCAGAAUGAUGAUGACGAUGAUGAUGUGUGACCAUUGGCAGCUAAUUGGAUCUCUGUGUGAGGUUUCACUGGUUCACAGAAUGAACAAGACUCGGGAUACAUUUUCAUGCUCGAGGGGUUACUGUUCAAAACGGCCAUAAUGGCAUCACAGGACUUCAGAGGAAUGAAAGCGAUGAGGGAAACUCCUUCUUGGACUCUGAGAGGACAUGAUGACAAAUCGCCAUGGAGAGAAGAUAAAUAUUUUAAAUCAGACUUUGAUUUGAACAAGACUGAUUAUUUAUUUCUACACCUAUUGACAAAAUGAAGAUGAUGUUGAAUUACAUUAGGGGCUUUUCAUCAGUUUCAACGUCAACCCAUUGAACUUCAAUCCGUAAGUGUAUAUUUGUAGCACAUCCGGUACUAGAGUGUAUGCUGGAUUGUAUUUCUUAUCCGAAUUUGAAUUAAAACUCAUGGCCUUACGGAUGUGAAUGGCGAUGCAUCGUAUUGUCUGUUACAUUUACAUGCUUAUUUCUGUGGCCUCUAGAAUAGAAAAUGUAAUGAAGAGGAACUAUUGUUUUAUUAGUGUUAAUCUGGUAAACGACUUAAGCAGGAUGUUGGUGCAACCGCUUUGUUGCUUUGAAAUGACUAAAUGCGGAAAUGUCUGUUUCAAAUAUUGUUUUUAGACUAUUUGACUGAAACAUCAUCUAUGCUUAAAGAAAAUGACAUGAUAUUCCUACUUAAAUAAAUGUCAACAUGAACAAUGGUAAAAAAAAAAA
Pungitius pungitius (ninespine stickleback) is the source of this 1793-nucleotide messenger RNA. Its product is annotated as adenosine receptor A1-like. Gene Ontology annotation, molecular function: G protein-coupled adenosine receptor activity. Gene Ontology annotation, biological process: G protein-coupled adenosine receptor signaling pathway. The coding region runs from base 50 to 1069 and encodes 339 amino acids. The transcript has 3 exons. The record is from RefSeq and is a predicted model, not a curated record. Gene Ontology annotation, cellular component: synapse; dendrite; plasma membrane. NCBI's taxonomy places the organism in Eukaryota, Metazoa, Chordata, Actinopteri, Perciformes, Gasterosteidae.